GUUUUUACUAAGGUCAUUAUUAUGAUUUAGAUAUCCUGGGCAGGAAAAUUACAAAGCACAAAUGACUUCCACAGCACUUGAAUGGUUCAAUGACAGAAGGUGAUCUGCUUGCCAUACAAUAAUUUUUCUGUAUUUAGAAGAGAAAUCAUAGAAGGCAGACUGAGAAUAAAGGAGAUCACAGCAGGUUACUAAUGGCUGUUCUUCUAUACCACACCUUCGCCUUCCUCGCUCUUUUCUCCUGCGGCAUCUACCACCUUGUCUCCGCCACCCGCUCCUUCUUCAGGCCAAACUCUCCCUCAUCAUCCUCCUCCCGUGCCGCAGUCGCCGGCAAUGGAGACCACGUUGCCCGUCCCUACUACCCCCUACUCCUCUCAUCCCACCUACAUCAUCUUAUCCGUCAUCUCCCUCUCUACCUCGCGCUCCUCUCCCUCCUGAUCUCCAUAGCCCAUCACGCCUUCUUUUCCUCCGCUGCUGCCAACCGCUUUUCCUCUCUCCAGACUGCCGCUUCCCUCAUCUUCUUUCUCCUCAUCACGAUCUCCCUCAUCCUUCCCCUCUCCCUUCCCCCGGACCUCAUCUUCCUCCUGGCCGCCGUCGCCUUCGCUCUCCUCUCUUCUGCUUCCUCCGCCUACCUGUCCUCGGACCUUCAAUCCAAGUGCGACUCCAUCUCUUCGGCGAUCUCCGCUGCGUCCGCCGCCUUCUCCCUAGCUCUCGCGGUCUAUCCUCGACUCUUCUUGGCCGAGCUUGCCCUCGCCGCCUCUGUAUCUCUUCAGGGACUCUGGUCCCUCCAAACUGUUCUCUCGCUCUACGUCGAGGCCUUCAUACCUGAGGGUUGCCAUCGCCUGCUCGAAGUUACCGACGGAUCCAUACGCUGCGAGCUCGAGGACUCACGUAACCGCGCUGCCGCUCUCCUUGAUCUUGCGUUCGCACUCCACACCACUUUCAUCUCCGUCAUUUCCGUCGCCAUCUACGCAGUAGUCAACUGGGGCUCAGGCGGAGGCCACCCAAGGCGGUACAAUGGCGGAUCUUACGAGGCUUUGGCUACAUCUUCCUUGUCCGGAGGACUCAAUGAUUUGGAUCACGUCCAGAUGAAGUCCAUCACAAAGAAUUCGAUGCAGGCUUGAAUUUAAACCGACUUGAGUCCCUCUCCUUCCUUUUCUUUCUCUUUCUGUUGGUGAGUUAGGUUUUAUCUGGUCGGAAGAUCUAUUAAGAGAAUUGAAACGUGAAAAAAAAAAGGAACGAUCCUUUGUAGGAAUUGUAAGAAAACUUUGUCUAAAGUUACAUAGAUGCUUGGCUGUAGAAUUUUGUAGAUCUGCUGCUGAUCGCAGAAAGUUGUCUUUGGAUACUUGGAUCUGUUUUCGUUACACUCAAAUUGAUGUUGAUCUAGGAGUUCUUUGCA
Messenger RNA from Dendrobium catenatum, 1396 nucleotides. RefSeq lists its product as uncharacterized. Bases 192 to 1121 code for a protein of 309 amino acids. The record is from RefSeq and is a predicted model, not a curated record. The transcript is spliced from 2 exons. Lineage: Eukaryota; Viridiplantae; Streptophyta; Magnoliopsida; Asparagales; Orchidaceae.